ACCAAGGGCUGAGUGCUUAUACUCUAAACUCACCAAGCAGAUCACUUUCAACUCACACCUUCAUCACUCUCGCGCAGACGAAACCAAGAACAAGCACUUCCCAACAGCGUCAUCACUCACAACAGUAGGGCUAUGUCGUCAACACAGGAUUACCUCAAAAAGUACAUGUCCAAACCAGCAUCCCUGGAGGAUCACAAGAAACGAAAGAUAAAGAAGAAAAAGGCAACGACCACUAAGACCACGAUCAAGAAGGGCAACUUUGCGAUCCACGACGAAGACGAAGUCUCAUGGAACAACGUUGCAUCCGAAUCCGACGAUGACAUGCCUAUCGUCGAGCAACCCACAGCACCAAAGUAUAAGUCCAGUUCGAGCAGCUGGGAGAAGAUUCGCGAAGGCGAGCCGGAGCCGUCCCGUGAAGCAGUGCUCAAACGAAACGUCGUGCCUGAGUGGGAUGAUGUCGAAAACGAAGACGAGCGGCCAGCGAUCGCCGGCGUUGUUGUGGAAACAGUAUCGUCGGAACGUCCGAAAAAACCUGCCAAGAAGACCUGGAAGGAACCAACAAAGACUAGCAACGCGCGGGAACUUUCGCCAGAUGGAUCUCCAUACAAUGGCAGGAGGAGAUCGUCAUCGCCAUUACGGGGACGAUCGCCGGAAGCGCAAAGAGGAUUAAGACAGUACUCCCGAUCACUCUCAAGAUCGAGAUCACCCGUUCAGCACAAGAGACAGCGUUCGCGAUCACGCUCAUUGUCACCAUAUUCCAGGAGAUCGGAUUCAAGUCCACGACGCAGAUCAAGAUCGCGGUCUCUUGAGCGCAUGAGUUCAGGAGCUGCAGUGGGGCUGCAAACAGCAGCAAGCGUCAAGCGGGACAUGGAUAAGAGACAAAAGAACCAUAUGGAUAAAAUGCGUGCAUUGGAUCCAUCAAAGAGUGGUCGCGACUCGGAGACGGUGUACCGUGAUGCUCAAGGCAGAAAAAUCGAUCGGGUCCAGGAAAAGAUUGAAAAGGCCGAGGCAGCACGGCGCGAGAUUGAAAAACAGGAACGCCAUAUGGAGUGGGGCAAAGGCCUUGUUCAGCGAGAAGCCGAGGAAGAUAGGAAAAAGAGGGAAGCGGAGGAGAAAUUCAAACCCAUGGCACGAUACAGGGACGAUGAGGAGCUCAACGAAGAACUCAAGGAGCGGGAACGGUGGAACGACCCGGCAGCGAUGUUUCUUACUGGCACAAAGAAAAGCAAAAGGGCAGUCCGCAAGUAUCCCCUCUACCAAGGAAACGUCCCACCUAACCGCUUCGGCAUCAGACCUGGUUACCGGUGGGAUGGCGUCGAUCGCUCCAACGGAUUUGAGAAGGCCUACUUUGAGCGCAUCAAUACUCGAAAGAACAACGCAAUGGAAGCACACAUGUGGAGUGUAGAGGACAUGUAAUCUAGUCGCAUAAAAAUCUAAGUUUUAUUGCUUCUUGG
This is a messenger RNA of Gamsiella multidivaricata, 1454 nucleotides long. RefSeq names its product Pre-mRNA-splicing factor of RES complex-domain-containing protein. The coding region runs from base 133 to 1416 and encodes 427 amino acids. Gene Ontology annotation, molecular function: RNA binding. Gene Ontology annotation, cellular component: U2-type spliceosomal complex; RES complex. Gene Ontology annotation, biological process: mRNA splicing, via spliceosome. The record is from RefSeq and is a predicted model, not a curated record. The transcript is spliced from 5 exons. Lineage: Eukaryota; Fungi; Mortierellomycota; Mortierellomycetes; Mortierellales; Mortierellaceae.